UCACAUGCAUGCUCAAUGGUUACAGGUGAAAUUCCUGAUUGGUGGGUGUGGGCUUACUGGGUGUCACCAUUGACAUAUGCCUUCAAUUCCUUGGCUGUGAAUGAAAUGUUUGCUCCAAGGUGGAUGCAUCCACAGACAUCUUCGGAUCGAAGUACCACAUUGGGUCUGUCAGUACUAAGAAACUUUGAUGUUUUUGCUAAAGAAGAAUGGUACUGGAUAGGAGCCGCAGCUCUUUUUGGUUAUGUCAUUUUCUACAAUGUUCUCUUCACCCUUGCGCUUAUGUACCUUAACCCUCUUGGAAAGAAACAAGCAAUUAUUUCUGAGGAAGAUGCAAGUGAAAUGGAGACUGGAGGAGACACCAACGAAGAACCUAGACUUGUAAGGCCCCCACAGUCCAACAAAGAUUCAAUGCUUCGAUCAUUAUCUACUGCUGAUGGAAAUAAUGCAAGAGAAGUGGCAAUGCAGCGAAUGGGAAGCCAAGCUACCAGUGGAUUAAGAAAAGCUGAUUCAGCAAAUGAUUCAGCUACUGGAGUUGCCCCCAAAAGAGGAAUGAUUCUACCUUUUCAACCACUUGCAAUGUCCUUUGACACUGUUAAUUACUACGUCGACAUGCCUGCAGAAAUGAAAGCGCAAGGUGUGGCUGAAGAUAGGCUACAACUGCUUAGGGGAGUAACCAGUUCCUUUAGGCCUGGAGUGCUAACUGCACUGAUGGGAGUUAGUGGAGCUGGGAAGACAACUUUAAUGGAUGUUUUAGCAGGAAGAAAGACUGGUGGCUACAUUGAAGGAGAUAUUAGAAUCUCUGGGUUCCCCAAGAACCAAGAAACCUUUGCAAGAGUUGCUGGUUACUGCGAACAAACUGAUAUUCAUUCACCCCAAGUUACUAUUCGUGAAUCUUUGAUUUACUCUGCCUUCCUCCGUUUACCAAAAGAAGUUAGUGAGGAGGAAAAAAUACAAUUUGUAGACCAAGUAAUGGAUCUGGUAGAGCUGGAUAAUCUGAAGGAUGCUAUAGUGGGGCUUCCAGGAGUUACAGGGUUGUCAACUGAGCAAAGAAAGAGGUUGACCAUCGCUGUUGAGCUCGUUGCUAAUCCUUCAAUCAUUUUCAUGGAUGAACCCACUUCAGGACUUGAUGCAAGAGCAGCAGCUAUUGUUAUGAGGACUGUGAGAAACACUGUGGAUACGGGAAGGACGGUUGUUUGCACAAUUCACCAGCCUAGCAUUGAUAUCUUUGAAGCCUUCGAUGAGCUUUUGUUGAUGAAAAGAGGAGGGCAAGUGAUCUACUCAGGACCAUUAGGCCGAAAUUCGCACAAGAUUAUAGAAUACUUUGAGGCAAUUCCAGGGGUCCCAAAAAUUAAAGAGAUGUACAACCCUGCAACAUGGAUGCUGGAAGUGAGUUCUGUAGCAGCUGAAGUUCGUCUCGGAAUGGACUUUGCUGAAUACUACAAGACUUCAUCUUUGUUUCAGCGAAACAAAGCCCUUGUAAAGGAGCUGAGAACACCCCCACCUGGAACUACUGAUCUGUAUUUCCCCACUAAAUACUCUCAAUCUUCACUGGGGCAAUUCAAAUCCUGUUUUUGGAAGCAGUGGCUGACAUACUGGAGAAGUCCAGAUUAUAAUCUUGUCAGAUUCUUUUUCACCUUGGCAAGUGCCCUCAUGAUAGGGACAAUAUUUUGGAGAAUUGGCAGAAAUAGGGAAACCUCAAGCGAUCUUACAAUGAUCAUUGGAGCAAUGUAUGCUGCUGUUAUUUUUGUCGGCAUUAACAACUGCCAAACCGUUCAACCAAUCGUAGCCGUUGAAAGAACAGUGUUCUAUCGAGAAAGAGCUGCUGGAAUGUAUGCUCCUCUGCCUUAUGCCCUCUCACAGGUUUUUGCCGAAAUCCCUUAUGUAUUUGUUCAAGCUGUGUAUUACUCACUCCUAAUCUAUGCCAUGGUGAACUUUGAAUGGAAAGUGGAGAAGUUCUUUUGGUUCUUCUUUGUCAGCUUCUUCUCUUUCUUGUACUUCACAUACUAUGGUAUGAUGACUGUUUCCAUCACACCAAACCACCAAGUGGCAUCAAUCUUUGCAGCAGCAUUCUAUGGACUCUUCAAUCUCUUCUCUGGUUUCUUUAUCCCAAGACCCAAAAUUCCUAAAUGGUGGGUGUGGUAUUACUGGAUUUGCCCAGUGGCAUGGACGGUGUAUGGAUUAAUUGUCUCUCAAUACAGAGAUAUAGAGGACCCAAUUGAUGUGCCAGGGAGUGCCAUAAAUUUCACUGUUAAAGGAUACAUUGAAAACCACUACGGGUUUAAACCCGAUUUCAUGGGUCCAGUUGCUGCAGUUUUGGUAGCUUUCACUGUCUUCUUUGCCUUUGUAUUUUCCUUCUGCAUCAAGACACUGAACUUCCAAUCAAGAUAAAAGAGCUACAACAUCGUAUGUGCAAGUUAUGCUGUAGCAAGUUGUAACAGUGUAUCGAUUUCUGUAUGUAAAUAACUGAGGCUGGAGUCCAUGCUCAAGAUUUAUGGAACAUGUUUCAUAAGAUUAAUACGUGACCACGAUAGUUUUGCUAGCAGAGAGUUUUUCAGUAAAUGUAAAUCAUCUCAUUCAUGCUUUUAUUAGUUUGGUUUGGUACCCAGAAGAAAUUAGCUUUUUCUUAUGCUCGAUUCUUGCAACAAUAAUAGAUAAAAACUUAUUCUUUUGCAUUAA
This is a messenger RNA of Vigna umbellata (rice bean), 2676 nucleotides long. The record is from RefSeq and is a predicted model, not a curated record. NCBI's taxonomy places the organism in Eukaryota, Viridiplantae, Streptophyta, Magnoliopsida, Fabales, Fabaceae.